AAGGGGGCGUGUCUCUCCGCAGAGCCCAAGGCAGCACUGGCUCGCCGUCCCUCCGCAGUUCUCGCUCCGUUCCUUCUCCCUUCGGCCAUGUCUCCCGCCUCGGCUCCGGGCCCCCAGCCCUACUUCCGCUCGGACUCGGCGGACUCUGCGGCGGCGAUGAUGCUUCCGGGCGGGGCUCCCGUGCCGAAGCGGCGUGGCGGCGGAGGCUGGCUGGCGGUGGCUGCGCUGGCCCUGCUGGCCCUCCAGGUGGCCGCCGCCUCGGGCCUCUUCGUCUACUUCACCGUCGCCCUCGGAAAGCUCAAGGCCGAGGCCCAAGGCACUUCGGAGGAGUUGCGGUGCCUUGUGUUGCUCAACCGGCUCCAGGAUCUCUCCAACUGGGAGGAGCUGGUGGGCAACCAGUCCUGCCUGAAGAUGGCCAGCAGCAUCAAGAAUUAUGUUACUGGGGUGACGGAGGACGUUAUCCAGAAGAGUGCUCAGGCAGGAACCACAGAGAAGCUCUCCUCCGACCAGCCGCUGACCAGCCAACCGUUGGGAGGGAGGCCUUCAGCGCACCUCACGCUCCGACGGCUGAGCCCCGUCCAGCCAGAGGCUCUGGCAAAGUUUGGGCAGCUGCCGCAGUCCUGCCGGCACCCCAUUGGCCACUGGGCUGACCAGACCAUGCAUGCCCACCUCCAGAACGUCAGCUACCAGGGUGGCCAGCUGCUCAUCCGCCAGCCGGGCAAGUACUACGUCUACACACAGGUCUACUUCCGCUACCCGACGGAGGGCUCCGGGGCUCAGGCCUUGGGCCACCAGCUGGUGCAGUGUGUCCACCUGCAGGACAGCUCCAGGCAGAAUGCGCUGCUGCUGAAAGGGGUGGGCACUAAGUGCUGGGCCAAGGAUGCCACCUAUGGCCUCCACGCUCUCUACCAGGGUGGCCUCUUCGACCUCCGGGCCGGGGACAGGCUCUUCGUCUCUGUCUCAACGCUGGACAUCAAUGAUGGUGAUGAGGCUGGCAGCUAUUUUGGGGCCUUCCGGCUGGAUGGGUAACACUGGUGGAGUGUUUUCCCACCGGGAGGACCUCUUGGAAAUCGACACUGCUUUUGUCUUUUGAUAUCACCAUUAGGCCAGAUGGACCUACUUGGAAACAGCAGGAGACACUUGAGGCCACUGGAGUUGUGUGUGGGACCCUGCAAUUCAGCUUUCUCCUUUUGUUAGCAGCCGCAAUGUGGGCUCCUUCCAGAAUUGGGGCCCUUGAGGACUAGAAAUCCAAACUCCUUUCCCUUAAGAAAAGGCUGAGGAGGGAAGGGAGCACCGCACCGUCUUGUCAAUGUGGUGGGACUUGCAGUGGACUCCAUUCCAUACAAUGCUCAGCCUGGUUCAGGCUAGUUUUCUGCCCAUCAUUUGCCAGUGGGAAGGGAGCUCUCCCUCACCAAAACCAGUUAAGAGAAAGGCAGGCAAAAGACGGCAAUGCAGGGCAGGGACCAAGUGGUGCAAUGGAAAACCAAAGCUGAGCCUUUCCUGGCCAGUUUCCCUUCAAGCUUUUGGACACAGAUCAGGACACCUGCCCUCCCUAUUCCGUGUUUGUUAUCUGCCAGAGACAUAACCCCUUCUGCUAAGCCAGGAAUUAUUAUUUUUCGACAGGCUUUUACCACUAAUAACCUUAAGUAAAGGUAAAAGUUUCCCCUGAUGUUAAGUCCAGUCAUGUUCGACUCUGGGGAUUGGUGCUCAUCUCCAUUUCUAAGCUGAAGAGCCGGCUAAUAACCUUAGGGGAAACAAAAAGCCAGGUCUUGCAAAAUAGCCUCCCUUCAGUAUGACUGUGUUGUGUUCAGGUGAAUUGGUGAGACAAGAAAGGUUGGCUUGGCCAGAAAUGUAGGUCAGUGUGGCACCUGUUUGUACAGCCUGCAGGCAAGAGAAGGGGGGCCUGGACCUGCCCUUUUUCUGCCUCCCCCCCCCCCCCCCCGGCUGUGUGCAGCUCUGACCGGCCUUUCAGGUUUGCACAUCAUCUUGGGUGAAACCGCCUUGGCUUGCCAGAGCUCUGGGAGACGGAAGCACAGGGGACGGUUCCCUUCACCUUUCUCUUUGGGGUUUUGGAGGGUCAGAAGGGAGUCCAAGGAGGAGGAAAGAGAAGCUCCCUUGUAAAUAUGGUCAGUCAGGGAAGAUGAGGCAGCCACAGCAGCUGGGGGCUUCUGGCAAAGGGAAAGACACUGGGUUGCUGUGAGUUUUCCAGGCUGUAUGGCCAAGUUCCAGAAGCAUUCUCUCCUGAUAUUUCACCCACUUCUAUAGGAGGCACCUUCAGAGGUUGUCAAGUCUAUCGAAAACUAGGCAAGUGGGGUCUAUAUAUCUGUGGAAUGUCCAGGGUGGGAGAAAGAACUCUUGCCUUGUCUUUUCUUCAACAGAAAGGAGGAAACCAUGAAAAUGAACUAAAUCUGGCUACCAGUAUUAAAACACUCUAGGAUCAGGACAGUGAAUAAAGAACAACACUCAGAAACAAAGAAAUUCCAGACAGGAAACAAUCAGAGCCAGCUAACACCUCCCAACAAAGGAUGUCCCCCAGGCAGGAAGCAGCCAGGCUUUGAAGCUUCAAGGCUAUUCAGUACUAAUCAAGCUGUCUAUUUGCAACAUUCACACUUGUCUCCAACCAACAAGAGUUCUCUCUCCCACCCUGUACAUUAUUCCACAAACAGACAGAUAGAUAGACCCCACUUGCCUAACUUCCAACAGACCUCAUAACCUCUGAGGAUGCCUGCCAUAGAUGUGGGCGAAAUGUCAUGAGAGAAUGCUUUUGAAACAUGGCCAUACAGCCUGGAAAACUCACAGCAGUGCAGACUACUCAGCUCCCAAGUGCUGAUUUCCACAGCCUCCUCCCCAUUUGCAAGGGAAUUCUUGCAGAAAAUCGGAAAAGACGAUGAAAAGCAAUCUCAGGUUGGGUUGAGAGGAACCAAAAAGCAAGAAUUUUGCUCUCUCUGGAUCCCAGGUGGAGAAUGGUUAUUUUAUAGAGAUCUAGAAUAUGUUCUAUGCUGGAGGGAUGCGGCCGGCUGCGGUUCCUCUGGGUAAAGCUAAGUAGGCUUAAUCUGCCAAGGAUCUGCUAGCCGCUGGCACAGAGAAGUCAUUCUGGUUAGGAGCGGAAGUCAAAAUGGUCUUGGAAAGGACUCCUCUCAUUCACAAAGCAGUAAAGCAAGAUCUUAAAUGCACUUGUAGAGCGUUUAAAUAGUGAUCUUUAAAAAAACAACAACCCAAAGGUCAUCCCAGUGAGCAAUUUGCAUGUUGCGAGAGGAGCGGCUUCAGCAGAAAGGAAUGCAGUCGAAAGCCCUGCCGAGAUUUCUGCAGUUUCCGGGAAGGAUAACUGCCCCCUUCCCUUCCUUCAAGAUUUUGAGGAAUUGGCAGCAAAGCAACAUGAAUAAAUUAUUCAACUUAUACCACUUCUUUUACUCCUUCGUGGACUCUUUCCCAAUCCAACUUCCAAAAGAACGAUAUAAUAAAGGUCUUUUUCUUCUAAAGAGAAGAUUAAUUUCCCACAGAUUAUAUAGUGCAAUCCGUUAUCUUGUAGAAAAAAAACAAACAUGAUUAUCAUUAGCUCCAGAUGGAAAACGCUGUAAAGGCCGCUCCGGAUUCUCAGCCAAGAGAAACAAGUCUCUGGAGUCCAAGCCUUGAGGAGUCCAGGCCUGUGCUUUGUGGCCCCGUUCAGUUGAAGAGGAUGGAGUCUGGGUCCUGGUUGGCCAUUUGUGCAAUGUGCUUCAAGACAUCUUUUUUGGUAAUGAUCCCCAGCAGCUUCCUAGAAAGAGAGAAAAGGAGUUAAUGCAGGAGAUCCAUUCCCCCAAAUGUAGUCCACUUCAAGCUAUGUCUUCCCUUCUUUUUGCCAGAAGGAAUAAUUGUUCAGCAUUUUGUGCCCUUUGUGAAAUGAGACCCUUCCUCAGAACUACGGCUCCCAAGAUUUUUUGCCUCAUCAACAGAAGAGAUCCAGAAAAGAAAUUAAAUGUGCAGCAGGGAGGAAUCAUAACUAAACUAUUUAAAAACCAUCAAAAGAAGUGGCAGAAGAAACCGCAGUCGCCGCCAGACAUCCUAAUCGAGUUUAGCUGUAAUUCUGUGAUCAGCUGCUGUAUUUGGCAACACUAUGUUGUUAUGUAUCAUUUGUAAAUACAAUGUAUUCUUCAUUAUUGCCUGUUAA
Messenger RNA from Anolis carolinensis (green anole), 4147 nucleotides. Its product is annotated as tumor necrosis factor ligand superfamily member 10. Gene Ontology annotation, molecular function: tumor necrosis factor receptor binding. Gene Ontology annotation, cellular component: membrane. The record is from RefSeq and is a predicted model, not a curated record. Gene Ontology annotation, biological process: immune response. The coding region runs from base 88 to 1029 and encodes 313 amino acids. NCBI's taxonomy places the organism in Eukaryota, Metazoa, Chordata, Lepidosauria, Squamata, Anolidae. The transcript has 5 exons.